Messenger RNA from Bathycoccus prasinos, 1194 nucleotides. RefSeq names its product anaphase promoting complex subunit 10. Gene Ontology annotation, cellular component: anaphase-promoting complex. Gene Ontology annotation, biological process: anaphase-promoting complex-dependent catabolic process; protein K11-linked ubiquitination. Lineage: Eukaryota; Viridiplantae; Chlorophyta; Mamiellophyceae; Mamiellales; Bathycoccaceae. Bases 1 to 1194 code for a protein of 397 amino acids. The record is from RefSeq and is a predicted model, not a curated record. The transcript has a single exon.
AUGAACGAGGACGAGGACGACGAGGACAUCGAAGACGUCGACGACGACGUCGAAGAAGAAGAGGAAGAAGAAGAGGACGAGGAGGAGGAAGAGGAAGACUCUGAGGAGGAGGAAGAAGAAGAUUCGGAGGAAGAAGAAGAAGAAGAAGAUUCCGACGACGACUUGAACGACGAUUUGAACGACGGCACGCGAGGAAGAAGAAGGAGACGAGGAGGCCACGGAAUAAACGUUCCAGGAACGGAACGGCGACAUCGACAUCCCGCAGAAGACGAGGAGGACGAGGACGAGGAUGAGGGUGAGGUGGACGACGAGGAGGAAGACGACGAGACUGUUGGGAACAACAACAACAGAAGAGGUGGUGGUGGCGCGAAUAACGAAGCGAACGGUACUCGAGAAGAAGACGGCGCGAACGACGUGCGAACGAACGAGGACCAACAACCUGCUGGCCGAGACGAUACGAACGACGACGAAGCGCGGCAGCAACAGCAGCAGCAGCAACAACAACAGCAACAACAACAGCAACAACAACACGACGCGACGAACAAUCAAGAAGGCGACGAAAGAGCGGAUACGUUCCACGAUAAAGCGUACGCGGCGAAACGGAACGUGCGAGAGAUUGGCGACGAAGCGGUGUGGUCGGUGACGUCUUCGAAACCAGGCAAUGGCGUCGAGUUGUUGCGGGACGGGAAUUUGAAGACGUAUUGGCAAUCGGACGGCGCGCAGCCGCACUUUAUUAAUUGUCAGUUUCAAAAGAAAACGAACGUGUGCGAGGUGUCGAUAUAUACGAAUUAUAAGCAAGACGAGAGUUACACGCCGAGUAAGAUUGUCAUUCGAGCCGGGAAUAGCUACCGAGAUUUGAAAGACGUCGCGACGAAAACGUUGAACGAACCGCACGGUUGGCAACGCGUCCGAACGACCAGGUUAGAUAAAGAGAAAUUGAAAGAAAUACACGCGCAGUACGGAUCGAAGAAACAUUUGAAGAACAGUGGUUUAGAAUAUCUAGAAAAAGAGUCCUGCGAAGCUCCGAUCAGAGCGUUCUUCAUUCAAAUAUGCAUCGUUCAAAACCACCAAAACGGUCGCGAUACGCACGUGAGGCAGGUGCACGUGUACUCCCCAGCGGCGACGCCGGCUAGCGACGGGCCGAGAGCGCGGUUUCAGAGCAGCGAAUACGCCAGGUACGCCGUAGUCAGAUGA